Molecule: messenger RNA, 753 nt
Organism: Kazachstania africana CBS 2517
Lineage: Eukaryota; Fungi; Ascomycota; Saccharomycetes; Saccharomycetales; Saccharomycetaceae
Gene: DPC29
Product: post-initiation translation factor DPC29
Exons: 1
Coding region: 1-753 (250 amino acids)
Cellular component (GO): mitochondrion
Source: RefSeq, a predicted model, not a curated record
AUGCAACUUAUAAGAACCGUAGCAAGUCGACGUUAUUUUAGUAUUGUUUCAAUAUUAAGCUCAGGACAUAAUAAAUGGUCGACAAUAAAACAUGAUAAGUUUAAGAACGAUGCCAUAAGGAACAAACAGAUUAAUAAGUAUGUGAACCAAAUAAAUGUUGCCCUGAAGUUGCAGGAAGAAUCGAAGUUACAGGCCAUCAUUGAAAGUGCUAUAAAAGAAAAUGUUCCCAAGAAAGUCAUUGAGAAUGCAUUGAAUAAAUCCAAGCAGACUCUUUCGGGGAAUCUGAACGUGUACGAAGGUAUUGGUCCCGGUGGUGUGAAGCUAAUAAUUGAAGCUCAGACCGACAAUAAGAACAGGACCAUCGGGUUAGUGCGGAACAUUUUUAAUAAGAGAGGGCACAAUUUAGGUCCCUGCCUGUUCGACUUCAAUAGGGUAGGCAAAAUCUGGUUUCAUUGUAGUGAAGAUGAGAAUGCACUUUUGGAGAAGCUGAUAGACAUCGAGGGUUUCCAGGAUAUUAUGAAAGACGAGGACGAUUUUGUAAUAUACUGUGAACCCUCGAGAACUUAUAAGAUAGCAAAAACGUUGCGGGACAAGUACGGGUACGAAUUAAAUAAUACUAAUAUAGAGUACGUGCCUAAAGAUGAAAUGAAGGUUACAUUGAAGGAUGAAGAAACUCAAGAAUCGCUAGGAAAAUUCAUUGACGAAUUGAAGCAAGUGGAAGAUGUUAUAAAAGUUUAUUCUAAUGAGGCCUAA